AUGCCAGACUAUGUGUAUGCACUUCACGACUUUCAGCCCGAAAACGAGGACGAAGUUGACUUCCGUGCGGGUGAGCCCAUCGAGGUCAUAGAGAGAGAUGAUCAAUACAGCGAUGGCUGGUGGCAGGGACGCAAUCUUGCAGGUAAAAUCGGCCUGUUUCCCAAAAGCUAUACCACACCGGCUGCCCCCGCCCCUCCACGUGCAUCUUCACCAGAAUCCACCGCUGGCCCUUCCAUAAAUGAGCCUCCCGACGUAUUACACACAGUUGAUGAAGAGGCAGCUUCAUUCGUCGGUAGCGACGCUGAGUCCAACAUUGGUGUCGCCCUUGGCGAACCACCUUCAGCACAUCAGGAGGAAGUUAUGCAUGCUACUAUGACAGACGUCCAGAAGGCCAUCGAGCAGCUUGGCCGACAUGAUCGGGAUGGAACUCGCAGCUUCAGCUUCGCUAGCACUCGGCACGGAGACACAGAUCGCGAAACGGAUACAGAAACCGACGGAGAUUCCAGCUUACGGGAGGAUGGAGAGGACUGGCACCGUAGUGCUCGAGACAAGCUUGCAGAACAGGCACGUAAAGUCGUGGAAGCGAAGGCCGCUGCAGGAGUGGAUACCCGCUCGCUCGCUCCUCCGAUAGACAUCGAAAUGAGUGAUGAGAGUGAGGCAGAAGAGGUGGACGACACAUUUCAGAAUGUACGCCGGGUGGCACGUGAUCAUCCCCAUAUCCCUGAGGAAGAUGAGGAAGAUAAUGACAACGAUGGCGCAGUAACCCUGAAUCGCAGGAGGAGGAACUUGAGUAUGGCUUCACCUAUGACACUCCCAUUGCAAGCUUUGCCAUCCCUUUUAUCCAAUGAUGGUGAACAAACAGCCAAAGUUCAUAAGACGACAUUUUCUGUUACCUCAACCUCUCGCGCAAUCUCCCCAGCGCCUACUGGUCGUGAACGCAACGGAUCUCAAUCUCGGUCCGCUCCCGUAUCUCCUAUGGUUAACAUAUUCGCACCUGCACCUGUUCUUGCCGUCGAGCCAUCCUCCAUACAGUUACCUGCUUCCCCGGAACCCAGUCAACCCACCACCCACGCUGCUCCCACGCCUGUGAUUCGCCCAGUUUCCAAUGCUGCUUCCUCCCCCAUCCCACGUGUAGUGAGCCCACCACCGACGUCCAAGCACCUUAGUGUUGCAUCCAGCGGUCAAGUCUCUACCACUUCCAUGCCACAGAUGUCGCCUGAACUCACACGGGAAAGUAGUCUGAUGAAGUCUGUUUCUCCAUCGGAGUGGAGCGUUGAAGAAGUUGUUGACUGGCUAAAGUCUAAGAGUUUUGGCCAGGACAUCUGCGAUAAGUUCAUAGAACAAGAGAUCACAGGCGAUGUUCUACUAGAGCUUGACAUUAACCUCCUCAAGGCUGAAAUUGGCAUUGUCGCAUUUGGGAAGCGUAUGCGCAUUGCCAACGCUAUUGCCGAACUACGACGACCUCUAUCAAUCAUCUUCCCAGAUGUCCAGUCGCCACAACAUCCUCAGUCAUUGUCGCACUCCCAUUCAUACUCCUACACACAUUCGCGUUCUGGCUCAACCCAUCAGUCUCUGAACAGCCCCAUGUUCGCAACAACCGUGAGCUCAGCUCUUACUGCACCGAACUCAGCGACGUUUGGUUCGAUGUGCACCACUGAGAGUCCAGCUGCAGACAUGAGCCAAUUCGCAGAAAGAGUAUCUAGUUUAUCGAGCACUGGUGCUAGUAUCAUUGGAGGCUCGCUGGACAAUCAUGUCUCGUCUAGUGCGGUGGGUCUUGGCCUCGGGGUCCCACCGAACGGUAACGGACACAAGCGUACGGCGUCGGGUCAACUUGUAUUAUCACCUAGUGAUGGUGCCUUGAACAAACGAUCUCGAGAGGACGCACGCAAGCCUGAAGAGUUGCAAGACGAUGAUCGCGGUGCCUUGAGCGAGGGAGAAAUUGUACCAUCUGCCACCAAGCAAUGCCGGCACCUCUUUAGCCGUUCCACAGAGUCCACGUCUACCGCAAAGGAGAAGGGCGACACUUCCUCCAAUUCUAAUAACAAUUCUACCACCGCACUCCCGACCUCAGUGCCCUUGGCGUUGGCGGUAACACCACCCAGAUCAUCACGGAAACGGGAGCUGCUGGACGAUUCCAGUAUUGGUAGCAAGCAUAGCCGGAAUAAGCGGGACGGUACGACGAAAGGCACAGAGCGGCAUAGUUUGUUCGGCAGCACUUUCUCUACUUCCCUUGGGAGGGCCAGGAAGCCUCCCCCAAGGAUCAGUCCGUCGUUGAUUGCCAACGAAAGCCCAAUGGAGAAACCUUCGAGUCUCAAUCUUUCCCGGCUGUACGGCAGCAGCAAGAAGUCAUUGGCUCGCCCAUCAACGUCAGACGGAUCGCUUUCCAGCACUCUUCGCAAUCCCUCGCACAGCGAUUCUCUGGAGGAGAAGAGAAAGUUGAGGGAAAAGGAGAAGACACUUGAAAAGCUGAGAGGCAAGGAUGCGGAUAGUCAAACGCUGAAAGAGAAAGAGUCCCCGACGGUACUGAAAAAGCACGAUGGUCCCGAGAGCCAGUCUCAAGGUCCUACGUUCAAACCAGGAAAGAGUAUCAUUGACCAGAUCGGCAUCCCUGAUCACCAAGGAUGGAUGCGCAAGAAAGGCGACCACUACAAUGCCUGGAAGGUGCGGUACUUCGUUAUCAAGGGCCCACAUCUGUACAUCCUGCGGAGCGACACUAAGAUGGAGGUGAAAAUCAAGGGCUACAUCAAUAUCGUCGGAUACAAGGUUAUUGCGGACGAGAACGUCGAUCCAGGACGUUAUGGCUUCAGGAUAGUGCACGACACUGACAAGACACAUUACUUCAGCUCUGAUGAGCAAAUCGUGGUACGCGAGUGGAUGAAAGCGAUCAUGAAGGCCACCAUUGGCAGAGACUACUCGAAGCCUGUUGUUUCUUCUGUCAACAUUCCCACUAUCCCUCUAACAGUCGCCCAGGCGAUGAACCCCGCCCCCCGGCCACCGUCUCCUACCGCUCGCGAUGCGACACAAAAGGCAUUGCGCCGCGAGAAUCCAAAUCAGCUAUCUUCUCGUGAUGCUCGCGUUCUGAUGGGUUUACCAUCGUCGGACGCACAAGAUAGCGAACGAACGCGUCUUGAUUCCUUCUUGAUUCAGCAAUCUAUUUCAGAACAGUCUGAAGACCAAUCCAAACCAUCAUCUAUAGUAAACCAAGCUCCUCCCCGCCCGACUAGAGAGGCACGCCCUUCACCAACUACCGCGCUGAACUCUUCUGACGCGGGUCUAGUUGAAUGGGCUAAUUCACACUUGCCAGCUGCGUUGCAAAAUUACGAUCCCACUACCCAUCUUUUCAGCGGUCUUGCCCUUCUUCGUCUCUCGGAAUCAGUCUUAGGGAAAUCACCCUCACCCCCCGUGCUAGACUCAGCAUUCCCGUCUGGCCCCGGCGAUGACAAGCUGGAUGGGCUAUUCCGCCUGUUUGACUUCCUCCUUGACAACGACGUAAAAAUGGGCAGCGUAAGCAUCAACGACGUCCGACAAGGGAAACGCGAUAAAAUAUUACAGCUUCUCAAAGCACUCAAGGCAUGGGAGGACAGGAGGAUGGACAUAUUGAGAUCUAUUGGCGCAGGGACAAUUCAGACUGGUCCUUUCAUGAACCCCGAUAUAAACACUUGGAAGAGAUGA
This is a messenger RNA of Suillus plorans, 3672 nucleotides long. RefSeq lists its product as uncharacterized. Gene Ontology annotation, cellular component: ESCRT-0 complex. The transcript is spliced from 9 exons. NCBI's taxonomy places the organism in Eukaryota, Fungi, Basidiomycota, Agaricomycetes, Boletales, Suillaceae. Gene Ontology annotation, biological process: protein transport to vacuole involved in ubiquitin-dependent protein catabolic process via the multivesicular body sorting pathway. The record is from RefSeq and is a predicted model, not a curated record. Gene Ontology annotation, molecular function: protein binding. The coding region runs from base 1 to 3672 and encodes 1223 amino acids.